AUGCAAGUCGAUCGAACGGAUGGAGCCCCGAAAAGAAGAGUGAGGGAUACGCGUGUUCUCGAAUGUAAGUACCCCAAAGCAUAUUUAGCUGCAAUAUACCUAUUUAGGGCGCAGAACAACCAUAUCAAUUUUUGCGCCCCACGGGGUCCCCGAACGAACGGACUGCAGAUCAAUGAAGGAUCCUGCAACGGCAUUCCCAUGGGUGCCAUUCCAUCGGUCGACAAUAUGGUUUCCUCCAUCAUCCUGACUCCCGCCCCAGAUGACAUCGUCAGAGUCAACAAACCAAUUGAAUUUAGGAUCCGAGUUACAAACCUUGCAACAGGUUACUUCACAAAUCCCGCUGAGACAUAUUUCGCUGCACCACAGCUAGUAAAUGAAAAAGGCCUCAUUGAAGGUCACCUACAUGUCACGGUCCAGUUUUUGGGAGACAAAAUUAACCCGCAGACACCUCUCGAUGCGAGCAACCCAAUUUGGUUCAAGGGCAUUAGAAACAAGGCUAAUGGAGACGGCAUUCUCUCCGCGACUCUGGACAAAGGUCUUGAGAAGCCAGGCUUCUACCGAGUUUGUACAAUGGCCGCCGCAGCCAAUCAUCAGCCUGUCCUUAUGCCGGUUGCUGCACGUGGCGCUCAAGACGACUGUACAAAAUUCAGAGUAAAGUGGUAG
This is a messenger RNA of Paracoccidioides lutzii Pb01, 663 nucleotides long. RefSeq lists its product as hypothetical. The coding region runs from base 1 to 663 and encodes 220 amino acids. The transcript is spliced from 3 exons. The record is from RefSeq and is a predicted model, not a curated record.